Austrofundulus limnaeus is the source of this 417-nucleotide messenger RNA. Its product is annotated as phenylalanine--tRNA ligase, mitochondrial. Lineage: Eukaryota; Metazoa; Chordata; Actinopteri; Cyprinodontiformes; Rivulidae. Gene Ontology annotation, cellular component: mitochondrion; cytoplasm. The record is from RefSeq and is a predicted model, not a curated record. Gene Ontology annotation, biological process: phenylalanyl-tRNA aminoacylation. Gene Ontology annotation, molecular function: tRNA binding; phenylalanine-tRNA ligase activity; ATP binding.
UAAUCCCACCCUGCAGAUCCAUGGGCCUGGCUCCACCCUCCCUGGAUCAGUCAUCAUGAUGCUCGGCCCCUCGUUCCUCCACCGACCCCUCCUUCAUCRACUCCUGUCGGAGGUCUGCAACAACGCAUGCAGGCACCUCUCCACAAAAGGCCACACCCCUCAGUCUGUGAUUGGUCAGGACUYGUUUGAGGUGUUAGGCCACUCCUACCCCCGUGAUGACUUCACCAACAUUACUCCUAAGAUCUUGGCCAAGGUGGGAGUCAACCUUCACAACCAACAGCAUCAUCCUCUGUGGCGGAUCAAAGAGCGGAUCAAAGCUUUCUUCUACAGCUCCUUCAUUGCUCGCUCAGGAAACCCACUUUUCUCAGUCUACGACCACCUGAGUCCUGUGGUGAGCGUGGAGCAGAACUUUGACAG